UUUCGCUCUUAUUAGGAGCAUCAUCAGGCUGGAGAACAAAAAUUUACACAAAAAACAAUGACUAUUAGUAGAUGAAUGGUAUAAAAGAGGCAGCACCGCACGGGGAAGACCAAACGAAUUCAAAGGAUCUUCUAAAGAAGUACAAGACGGUUCUCUACUAUCAUUGUGCAACAGGUUAAAACUCUGUUUGGUUGGCAAAUUAAAAUGAAGCUACUACACGGUAUGUUUUCGGUGCUAUUUAUUGUUGAAUUUUCGGAACUUCAAGGAAAACAUGGCUUUUUCUCGCAAGCUCUUCUCAAGGGCGAAGUGAUUGAAAACAUGUCACAGGCAAAGUUUGUAGCUGGAAUCCAUGCCCCCGCAAACCAUCCAAAUGAUGCCAAUAGAAAAAAGAUGAGUAUGUGUACCGCAUUUAUUCUGUCGAAAACGGAAAUUAUCACGAAUGCCCAUUGUGUGUAUGAGGCCCCAUAUGUUUAUGUGGUAGCUGGUACGAAAGUUGUAUCAGAUGCAAACCAGAAAAUUAAAAUCAAAGUCGAAAAAGAGAACAUUGCAUGGCACCCUCAUUAUAGUCGAUUAAUUUUUGGUGCAUUUGAUAUUGCCAAAAUUACACUGAAAACGCCGUUAGAAUUCAGCGAUACCGUUGGCAGUAUUGAACUCGUUGAUAAGGAUCACAAAUUGAAUAACCCAUCAGAAGUGGUCACUGUCUAUGGAUAUGGCGUGUUGAACAACACCAGACCAUCGAUAUUGAGGCGUUGCGAUGCGAACUAUAUGUCUGAUGUCGAACGAGCCAACACAUUUCAGCUAAGUCAGACUUUGUACUUUACCACUGGUGAAGCUACGAAUGAAGGCAAUAUUAUUGCACACGGCGAUUCGGGUGGACCAGUCAUUUCAAAAACAAAUGGCAAAAUCAAUUUCUUACUGCUUACAAAGAAGAUUUUACCGAUGCUGACGAAUAUGAUCAAGUAA
This is a messenger RNA of Sitodiplosis mosellana (orange wheat blossom midge), 963 nucleotides long. Its product is annotated as vitellin-degrading protease-like. Bases 205 to 963 code for a protein of 252 amino acids. NCBI's taxonomy places the organism in Eukaryota, Metazoa, Arthropoda, Insecta, Diptera, Cecidomyiidae. The transcript has 6 exons. The record is from RefSeq and is a predicted model, not a curated record. Gene Ontology annotation, molecular function: serine-type endopeptidase activity. Gene Ontology annotation, biological process: proteolysis.